Molecule: messenger RNA, 1461 nt
Organism: Python bivittatus (Burmese python)
Lineage: Eukaryota; Metazoa; Chordata; Lepidosauria; Squamata; Pythonidae
Source: RefSeq, a predicted model, not a curated record
GAACUAGGGAGGGUCCCUUCAGAGAUCCUUUGUCUAUCUCCAUCCCUCCUUUGGACCCAGAUUGCUCUUAUCCGACUGUGGUCUUGGCUGUGGCUCUUCUUCCUGUUCCUCAAGCGCACGGGAGAUGCCAAACCCAAUUUUUUCCAGGACUGUUUAAUGGAGGUGUUUGACAACUUGGACCACCACAUUCAGCACCCUGCUGUUCUCCUGUCCAUCCUCCAACUAAUGGAACGGGGCACAAUGGUGCUUACUACCAAUUAUGACAACUUACUUGAAAUCUUUGGCCAACAGCAGCAUAAAGCUAUGGAAUCCAUUGACCUGAAAGAUAAAGACCAGGUUCUCCAGUGGGCAAAAGGACACCUCAGAUAUGGCGUCCUUCACAUUCACGGUCUGUACACUGAUCCCUGUGGAAUGGUGCUGGAUCCCUCAGGAUAUCAGGAAGUGACUCAAGACCCUGAAGUGAUGGAGGCACUACAAAACCUAUACCGGCGAAAAUCUUUUUUGUUUGUGGGCUGCGGGGAGACCCUGCGUGAUCAAAUCUUUCAAGCUCUUUUUCUAUACACGGUUAAAAACAAAGUGGAACUAGAACAUUACAUGUUGGUGCUCAAGGAGAACGAAGACCAGUUUUUUAAAUUGCAGGCAGAUAUGCUUGUGCAUGGCAUAAAAGUCGUAUCUUAUGGGGAUCGCUUUGAACAUUUCCCAGUGUACCUGCAGGAUCUCACCGCCCAGAUCUGCAAACAAAGGAGCCCAGAUGCAGACAGGGUGGACAGCACAACACUUUGGGGGCCAUCAUGUGCGGAUUGCACAAAGAGAAGAUUAGGGGAGAGUCGGAACGACCGGGCCAAGAAGGCAAGGCACCUGAAGGACGAUCCUGCUGAAGAUGGUGUCCUUCUGUGACUGUAACUCACCAGUCCUUGAGAAACAGCUCCCUGCUCUGGCCCUUUGGAUCUGUUGAGAAUCAAGGAACAGAUAGGUGUGCACUUCUUGGGAGGGGAGAACUAUAUGAAUAUCAUACCCGAUAAUUCAAAUUUCAGAGGUGUCCUUGGGGAGGAGCAGAUUUCUAAAUAUCUCAGGGAUGAAGUCUUGGAAAAGAAGGAGCUGUGGCCUCCGAAACAGCAUUUGUUUUUUUGACCGCCUCUCAUCUUGUUUCAAUCCAUGCAGUGUGAGUUAAGCACAGGAAGCCUCUUUCUCCCCCUGAAGGGCUGUGUGACGCCUAGCGAGAGGAAAGAGGAACGAAAUCUAAGUACAGCGUUCCAGGUGCCUGGGCAAGAGCAUGACCAGGAAUCUUGGAUUUUCUUAGCAUAAUACUGGGAGUUGCAAAAGAUCAGUGGCUAAGUGCUGAUGUAACAGGAUUUAUACAUUUUAUAAGUUCCUGAAGAAAAAAAAAACCUUGAACAAGAUGAGAAAUAUGUGCACUUAAUUUCUUUGUAUUUGUAUAAAUAAAAAGACACUUUUUUGUGA